CCCCCGCCCCCUGCCCGGCUUCCCUGCGCGAGCCACGCGCCGGCGGCAGCCGAGCCGUCAAGGCAGCGCGAGCGCGGGUAACGGCCCAUUGCCCUCCGCGCCCCGUGGCCGUUACCCGCGCGGCUCGCCGAGGGGACGGCGCGAGCGAGCGAGCCCACCGCCCGACCCGCCCGCCCAGCGAGGCCCAUGGCCGCGUCGGACCGGAUGGUGCUGGGGCCGCUGGUGGCCUCCAUCGAUCAGGGCACCAGCUCCACUCGCUUCCUGGUUUUUAACGCAAAGACAGCAGAGCUCUUGAGUCACCAUCAAGUUGAGAUUCAGCAGAAAUUCCCUAAAGAAGGAUGGGUGGAACAAGACCCAAAGGAAAUCUUAAAAUCAGUCCAUGAAUGUGUAGAAAGGACCUGUGAGAAACUGCAACAACUGAACAUAGACAUCGCUAACAUCAAAGCCAUUGGAGUCAGCAAUCAGAGAGAAACAACAGUGGUUUGGGACAAGACGACUGGAGAACCUCUUUAUAAUGCCAUUGUGUGGCUUGACCUGAGAACGCAGUCAACAGUUGAACGUCUUCUUAAAAGAAUCCCAGGAAAAAAUAAAUCCUUUUUUAAGUUUAGGACUGGUCUUCCACUUAGCACUUAUUUUAGUGCAGUGAAACUUCGAUGGCUUUUGGAUAACGUGGAAGAGAUUAGGCAAGCAGUUGAUGAUGGGAGAGCUAUGUUUGGGACUAUUGAUUCAUGGCUUAUAUGGAGUUUGACAGGUGGGAAGAGUGGAGGUGUUCACUGUACAGAUGUAACCAAUGCCAGUAGAACAAUGCUGUUCAACAUUCAUUCUUUGGAGUGGGAUCCUGAACUCUGCCAGUUCUUUGAUAUUCCUAUGGAAAUACUUCCAAAAGUACGAAGCUCUUCCGAGAUUUAUGGCCUGAUGAAAUCAGGAGCUUUGACAGGUGUACCAAUUUCUGGGUGCUUAGGUGACCAGUCUGCCGCUCUUGUUGGACAAAUGUGUUUUCAAGAUGGACAGGCAAAAAAUACGUAUGGAACAGGAUGUUUCUUACUGUGCAAUACAGGUCAGAAGUCUGUGUUUUCUGAGCAUGGUCUUCUAACCACAAUAGCUUACAAACUGGGCAGAGACAAACCUGUUUGUUACGCACUAGAAGGAUCUGUUGCAAUAGCUGGUGCUGUUGUUCGUUGGCUGAGAGACAAUCUAGGUAUUGUUAGGACUUCACAGGAAGUUGAAAAACUGGCUGCAGAAGCGGGGACUUCUUAUGGCUGCUACUUUGUGCCAGCAUUUUCAGGACUGUAUGCACCAUACUGGGAACCCAGUGCAAGGGGUAUUAUCUGUGGCCUUACUCAGUUUACAAAUAAAAAUCACAUCGCCUUUGCUGCACUAGAAGCUGUCUGCUUUCAAACACGAGAGAUUUUAGACGCUAUGAACAAGGACUGCGGGAUACCACUAAGCCAGUUGCAAGUAGAUGGAGGAAUGACCAAUAACAAAGUUCUCAUGCAACUCCAGUCAGACAUUCUCUGUAUUCCAGUAGUAAAGCCAUCAAUGCCUGAAACAACAGCUCUAGGAGCUGCUAUGGCAGCAGGAGCUGCAGAAGGAGUUGGAAUUUGGAGUCUGAAUCCUGGGGAUUUGACAGCGGUGACAUGUGAACGAUUUGAACCACAGAUCAACCCAGAGGAAAGUGAAUACCGUUAUGCCAGAUGGAAGAAAGCUGUGAUGAAAUCUAUGGGCUGGGAGACAUCUGAAGCUCCUUCAAAUGGUGACACUAGUAUCUUCUGUAGUCUGCCUUUGGGUUUUUUUAUUAUGAGUAGCAUGAUAAUGUUAAUCGGAGCAAAGUACGUCUCAGGUACUGAUAAAUGAGACUACUUAAUGGACUACCUGGAUGCAGCUGAUUUUUUUUGUUUGUUUUAUUUAUGAAGAGUUUCCACCACCAAUGUGAUUAUACUGUGUGACUAAAUCCAUUCAUGAACCCAUUUGUUGCCAGGCCUUGAGCAACCUCCCAGUGGUAUACUGAAACUUAGUCAUCACCCCAUCACUGCUUUGCUCCCUUCCCCAUCAAAUCCAGCUUCACUGAAAGCAUUUGUGUUGACUGUCUCACAUCAUACUAUUUCACAUUAUGAAAUUUUAAAAUUUCAGAAGCUCUAGCUUUGUUUGAGAAAGUUGUCAUUUAAAAAACUUCUGGGGUAAUUUCAGAUGUUUUUCUAUGCUCUCCAGGGUUUUGGUACUUUAUAAAAUGCACUGCAGAAAGUUAUAAUGAUGCACUAUAGAACUUUGUAAACAUCCGAUAAUAUUUCUUCCAGCUGCUAUGGAUUAUCUAUCAUAUUUCUAUGCUUGCCAAAGAUGUGUUGUUUUAGUGGCCAUAAGUCUGAAACAACUUUAAUGGUACAAACCUUUUAAACACUAGCUCAAAUUGUAUCUUCAGUAUCACACGUUGCCACUGGUUUGGCAAUGAAAAGGUUGGAAAUAUGGUCACCAGAGUACUAUCAAAAUGCUCUAUCACAAAGUUAAAUGGAGGUUUGGGUUGGCUUCUGGCAUACGUAGCCAGCUUGCCUAUUAGUAAGUAUUUAAGACACUAAGCCCUGUAACUGUAUCUUUAAAGAGGUAGGAGUAAAUAGACAUUUUGGUUAAGGCUGUGUUUCAUGUUCUUCCCUGUUUGUAUUUGUUUUGAAAGACAAAUUUGACACAGCAUGCAAUUCAAAGGAGAACUUCUUAGUCCUCUGUAGCUGAUAACUCUUAUUACUCUGAACAAUGUACUUUUCUUGACCAAUACUGCAUAUGUUUUGUCAUCCUGCUUAAGGAUGUUUUAGUGAUUAUAUGUUAAACUUUCGAAAGUUGAAGCUGAAUUAAUUUUCCUUAAAGAGGGUCCACUCCCGAUUAAAUAUCAGUGCUUUAGUUCUUGAUCUCAUUUAGUAUAUCUCAGGGACCAAAAUCUCCCUUUCGAUUUCCAUGUCCAUAGUUUUAACAGCAAGUUAUCCCAAGAUAUGCUGGGUGAACCCAAAAUCCUGGCUUGGAACUGUAAGUACUUGGCACCUGAAAUGGGCCACUGGAAUUCAACAUACUUGAAAACUGAGUUGCAUCUGCCUUGAAACUUUAGAUCCUCCAUAGGUAAAGGAGUGAGGCAAUAAUCUUAACUUCAGCUUCCUGGUUGGUUUCAACAGCAUGAGAAAUGCCAACCUUGUUGGCCAGGUCAGAGAAAAUGUGUUCUUGUAUAGUGUCACUAGAUCACUAUAGAAUGAUAUUGAGGUUAAAUGUGGGAACAAUGACUUUCAAAACAAAUUACAAAGAUGUAUUUAAAUGCACUAGGAGUUAAAGGGAGUGGGGUUUUUUGUGCGUGUUUGUUCUUAAAGAUUUUUGUCUUAAGAAAAAAAGUUAUUCUUUGACUAAGUUUGUUUUUCUUCAUUCAACUGUAAAUAGCGGUUUAGUUUUAAAAGAAAUGUUAAAUAUAUGUGUGUCUGAAGCAAUGGAUUGCACAGAAAUUCAGGUCUGUACAAUAUAUUUAAUAUCAAAUGCAUAUUAAUUGCCUUUUUGUUAUCAAGUGCAAUGACCUUUGAAAAUGUGACUUUUAAUUAAGAAGUUAGAGAAGGAAUAUAUUCCUCCUGUGGCUGCAUGUAUAAAUUCAGCUGAGGGGAUUUUUAUGCACGGGUGAAAAUAUAACACCAACAUUCUAAUCCCACAACUCCUAUAAAUACCUGAAUGUGAGGUGCAACUGAAACUUCUGGGUUUCCAGUUUUUAUGGAGAGGUGAAUAAAGCGUGAAAAAUGAACAUGAAUCUUUAGAAAAAUGUUUAUACUCCUUACCUUUUCUCUGAGCUGUUGAUGAUCCCAUCUUACACCAAGGAACAGGAGUAACAGCAGCCUUUGGAGUGCACAGGUCAAGGGCAGCACACACCUGAAAAAAUGGACUUCUGAGUAUGACUUCUUGCCAAAAAUACUGAAGUAGUGAAACUGGGAUAGUGUUGCCUUUGCCAGUGGUGUAUGUGGCAAGGGAAAAAAGUAGCGUGUAUUAUUCAGGAGGGAGAUUUUUUGCUGCUUUUUCUGAUGUAUCUUUUACUGAGAAACACAAUUCCUAUUACUUUUUUCACUGAGUAAAUACCAUAAUUUUAUUUUCAAUUGCUGUUGCAAGUAUUUUUUUAGAAUAUCGCACCACUGUACUCUUUCUACCAACGUAGUUGAAAUUAAUUGUAAACCGUGUGUGGGGAGAACUGCUGAAAAGUAGCUUUUGUGAAUAGAAAACUGUGAUUUUUUUUUUCUAUAUAUUACCAGAUUUAUAAAUUCUUACUUGAGAAAUGCAUUCACUUGUUAUUAAAAUACAAUAAACAAA
Messenger RNA from Dromaius novaehollandiae (emu), 4314 nucleotides. RefSeq names its product glycerol kinase (gene GK). The transcript has 20 exons. Lineage: Eukaryota; Metazoa; Chordata; Aves; Casuariiformes; Dromaiidae. The coding region runs from base 187 to 1854 and encodes 555 amino acids. The record is from RefSeq and is a predicted model, not a curated record. Gene Ontology annotation, molecular function: glycerol kinase activity. Gene Ontology annotation, biological process: glycerol metabolic process; phosphorylation; glycerol-3-phosphate biosynthetic process. Gene Ontology annotation, cellular component: mitochondrion.